This is a messenger RNA of Theobroma cacao (cacao), 488 nucleotides long. Lineage: Eukaryota; Viridiplantae; Streptophyta; Magnoliopsida; Malvales; Malvaceae. The record is from RefSeq and is a predicted model, not a curated record.
UAUAAUUUGGUUAGUUAGGUUAUGAGUAAAUUUAACAGUAACUUUUUCUGUCAUAAGCAGAGCAGUUAUCAGGAAUAUUUGAAGCUAAAAGCAAGAGUGGAGGUCCUACAGCGAUCUCAGAGAAACCUUCUUGGUGAAGACUUGGGUCCUUUGAACACAAAGGAGCUUGAGCAGCUCGAAAAUCAACUGGAGACAUCCUUGAAGCAGAUAAGAUCUACCAAGAGUCAAGCCAUGCUUGAUCAGCUCGGUGAUCUUCAAAACAGGGAACAAAUGCUCGUUGAAACCAAUAAAUCCUUGAGAAGGAAGUUGGAGGAGUUAAGUGCACAACCCCCUUUUCGACUGGCAUGGGAAACUGGAGGGCAAAACAUCCCAUACAAUCGCCUCCCAGCACAAUCAGAGGGAUUUUUCCAGCUUCUAGGGGGCAGUUCCUCGUUGCAAAUUGGAUAUAAUCCUGUUGUUUAGGAUGAAAUGAAUGUUGCAGCGCAAAA